UUUGGGCAGGGUGUAGGGUUUGGGAAGGUGAAUUCAGUCACUUGUGAGCAGAUCACGUGUGGGAGGAUUUGGGGGCAACAGAAAGCAAUCCAGUAGGAAGGGACUAGCUGGGGAAGGAGGAGAUGCAAAGGAGCUGGGAGGCCCUGAGCUGGAAGGAGCCCAAAGCUUUGGGGGCAGGUGGGGGUGGGUUCUUUGCACCACUUUCCCCUUGGAUCUGCCUCCUGCCCUGCCCCCUCACAUCCUCUUCUUCUGCCUCUGCAGAAGCCGAGGAGCUGUACCAGAAGAGGGUCCUGACUAUCACCGGUAUCUGCGUGGCUCUGCUGGUCGUGGGCAUUGUCUGCGUGGUCGCCUACUGCAAGACUAAAAAACAGCGGAAGCAGAUGCACAAUCACCUCCGGCAGAACAUGUGCCCAGCCCACCAGAAUCGGAGCUUGGCCAAUGGGCCCAGCCACCCCCGGCUGGACCCUGAGGAGAUCCAGAUGGCAGAUUAUAUCUCCAAGAAUGUGCCAGCCACAGACCAUGUCAUCCGGAGGGAAACGGAGACCACCUUCUCUGGGAGCCACUCCUGUUCUCCUUCUCACCACUGUUCCACAGCCACACCCACCUCCAGCCACAGGUGGGCACCACCCAGGCCCACAGAGAUUUGCAGACUCCUGUAUGCACACCCACAGAAAGCACUAACACAUAUGCCCGGAGACACACAAAGAAACCUCCCAGCCAGGCUAUGCCCUGUACUGAGGGUCCCUCUGAGUCAAGGAAUAUAGGUAGAGGACUUCAGACCGGAACCCACCACCAAACAUUCAUCCAUCCUCAGGGGACCAGAUUCCCUUUUCGAGUCUAAACCAGCCCCAGAAGAACAACAGCAUCACUGGGCUCCCACCUAACAUGUAGUUUUGGUUGGACCUCAUUAGCACCACAUUAUCUGGCAUAAAAUGCCUCCUCGCC
This is a messenger RNA of Panthera uncia (snow leopard), 945 nucleotides long. It is a transcript of the gene NRG2, whose product is annotated as neuregulin 2. Lineage: Eukaryota; Metazoa; Chordata; Mammalia; Carnivora; Felidae. Gene Ontology annotation, molecular function: signaling receptor binding. The coding region runs from base 123 to 764 and encodes 213 amino acids. The transcript is spliced from 3 exons. The record is from RefSeq and is a predicted model, not a curated record. Gene Ontology annotation, biological process: intracellular signal transduction; nervous system development; animal organ development.